Molecule: messenger RNA, 1140 nt
Organism: Monopterus albus (swamp eel)
Lineage: Eukaryota; Metazoa; Chordata; Actinopteri; Synbranchiformes; Synbranchidae
Product: probable G-protein coupled receptor 151
Exons: 1
Coding region: 1-1140 (379 amino acids)
Biological process (GO): G protein-coupled receptor signaling pathway
Cellular component (GO): plasma membrane
Molecular function (GO): G protein-coupled receptor activity
Source: RefSeq, a predicted model, not a curated record
AUGGAUAUUAAUCGACCAGCAAAUGUCUCCUUUUUUGAUUUCGUUGGAGGAGUUCAACUUCUCCAUGGGAAUGACACCAGAACAGCCAUGCCUGUCAUCCUAAUCGGGAUCUGCGUCUCCGGAGCAGUUGGGAAUUUGCUCGUUUUGGUGAUUUUCAUCCGUGACUUCAGAAACGGAAAGGGCUCUGAGGUGAAAGCGCUCCUCGCCUCUUUGGCCUCCACAGACUUGGUGAUACUCUUACUGUGCGCCCCGGUGCGCGCCGUCACCUACUACAAGCAGACCUGGACCCUUGGGAGUUUUGUCUGCAGCACCACGGACUGGUUCCAGCACUCGUGUUUGGUUGCAAAAGCUUUAAUCCUUGCAGUCUCUACUAGAGCCAAACACACUUUGAUUCCCAGUACGGCUACGGGCCCCUUCUACAGCCUGACGUGGAUACACGGAUCCUUGGCAUUUAUCUGGACUGUGUCCAUGAUGUUUCCAAUCCCGCAGAUGCUUUUUGCAACUUUACUACCGUAUGGCCGCGACUCCAUCUGCGUUUCUGAAAUGCCAGUGUGCGCCUCUGACUUCAUGAGUUUGUUUUACAAGAUUUACCCCGCUGCAGCCUUUUUGGUGCCGGUCAUUUUCACCCUUGCCUACUACACAAAAACACUGCACACCGCAGUGAACCACGCACCCAGUCCGCAGCAUCAGAGCAAGGUUACACUAGUGUUACUGUGUCUAAGCGGAGCACAUGGGCUUAUGCUACUGCCAGAGUGGGGGGCAUUCACCUGGAUCAGACUUGGGUACACCAAACCUCCUGUGGGUCUGAGCAUCUUUGCGCAAGUCCUCCUUUACGCAUGUAGCGCCCUCUCUCCGGUGAUCCUAAUGACCAUGUACGAUGACGUGCGCCAAGGACUGAUCAACAUCUGGCUAAUCGUCACCUGCAGAGGCUCAAAGCACCUCCCCAGUAACACAUGUCCAAAAACAGAGGGAAACGGAGCGGAGAUCGGAGCAAACGCCGUGCCCAACGCGGUCUCACAGGAGAAGGAGAAGGAGAAGACCUUCCCAGAUGUGGAGCACUUUUGGACAGGGCGCAGGAACACGCAGGUCGAGGAGGACCAGGAUCCAGUUCCGUGGGAGAGAGAGGAGAAAAUGUUGUAG